GUUUCUCCAAAGGCUCACAUGGCCGCAGCUGCUUCCGCGGCGGCGAUGGAGGAAGAGGAGGAGGAGGAAGAAGAAGAGGAAGCAUGGUUGAUGGACUCCCUGAGGCUAUACAACGACCUGCAUCUCUUUGAACUCCCCGGGCCCACCAGAGUCAUCGAAUGGACAGGAGACCAACGCAUUUGUGUUGCUGGAUACGAGAAUGGGAGCAGGAACGAAAUUCUGCAGCUGCUUCUGCCUCCAAGGCUGCUCGCAAAACAGAAUAAGGGCUUAUGUCCGGAGAGAGAUUUCAAGGUUGAAAGGGGUGGAAUCUGUGAUCGGCCCAUCUACAGACUCAAACAUGUCCCGGGAACCAGCUUGUUGGUAACCAGUGGGCCACCGGACAGCACACUGCAAGUUUGGCGAAUCGAAGCAGAUGAAACAGAUGUGAUUAAGCUACUGAGUGUCAUCUCUCCCACAAAGACAGAAGAUACCUCCUGGUCCAAAAUUGCAACCAGCUGUGCCAAACCGGCCUGCGUCCUCCACGGGCAAAGAAUCUGCAAUCUCCAAAUGACGGAAAUUGAAUCGGAGAAAAGUCCUUGGGUGGCUGCCUCUGCCAGCCCUGAUAAAAUUGCCAGUCUGGACUUCUUGGAUGAAGCCACCGCUGUGGUGUGUGGUGCCAAAGGGCAGCUGUUCCUUGUGGAUUUCCGGCAACAGCAGGGGAUUCUGGGAGCUCUCGAGGAGGCUCGGACCCCUUGGGCCCAGACAGAGGGGCUGAGCUGGUGUGCAGGAGUCGGUUCUAGAGAGACGCCACUGAUUGCCCGUCUCUCCUCGGGUGGCCUCGUUGUGUUGACGGACAUCAGACACCCUUCCAGCCCCCUGAAAGUGGCCCAAUGCUGCGUUCCCAUCCCUAAUCUCUGCGGGACAGAGUUCCUGUCCAUCAGCUUGGCUCCUGUACUAGCCGACAACCUGGCGGUGUCAGCUAUUGGAAUAUGGGCUUCUCAGAAAACCAGACAGAAGGAACAUCAGAAGCCCAGUGAAGUAGCCAUGGUGGGACGCAGGAACAUGAAUUUUUGCAUUGGGUUGUUCACGGCAACUGCAACAUGGGUUGGAGGAGCUUAUAUCAAUGGCACGGCUGAAAUUGCCUACCACCCUUCAAAAGGACUGGUGUGGGUUCAAGCUCCGGUUGGCUUUGCUUUGUCUCUCCUUGUUGGAGGGUUCUUCUUUGUCAAGCCAAUGAGAAUGAGAAAUUACGUGACUCUGAUGGAUCCAAUCCAAGAGAUGUAUGGGAAUGCGAUGGGCUGUCUACUUUUUAUUCCUCCAUUGAUUGCGGACAUAUUCUGGUUUGCUGCUGUUCUUGCUUCUUUAGAAGCAACCAUGAAGGUCAUUUUGGACAUCCAGGGUUAUGUUGCCAUCAUUCUUUCUGCAUGUACGGUGAUAUUGUAUACUUUGCUAGGAGGUUUGUAUUCAGUGGCCUAUACAGAUGUGAUACAAUUGAUCUUUAUAUCCCUCAGUCUGUGGAUUUGUAUCCCUUUUGCCAUCAUGAACCCUGCUACAGAAAACAUUUUUUAUACAGCUACCCACAAUAUAUCCCAAGCCCCUUGGACAGGAACAAUAGAACCAGAGUUUUAUGGAAGAUGGUUUGAUGAUUUCUUAUAUUUGGUGCUUGGGGCCAUCCCAUGGCAAACCUAUUUCCAGCGAGUUCUCGCAGUUUCCUCCCACAAAGAAGCCAGAUUAAUUUCCUAUUUUUCUGGACUGGGCUGCUUCAUCAUGGCUAUCCCUUCUGUAUUGAUAGGAGCAGUUGCUGCCUCCACAGACUGGAACCAGACCGACUAUGGCCUCCCCACCCCGUAUGAACGAAACGAGUCCGCUCUCAUACUUCCAUUAGUCCUUCAGCAUCUCUGCCCGAUGUACAUCUCCGUCGGUGGUUUGGGUGCCAUCGCAGCCGCUGUGAUGUCCUCUGGAGAUUCUGCUCUGCUCUCCGCCAGUUCCAUGUUUGCUCAUAACAUCUACAGGAAAAUAUUCCGGAAAAAGGCAACAGAGAAAGAGGUCCUAUGGGCAAUGAGAGUCUCCAUGAUGGUGUUUGGGAUAAUUUCAGCAGUUCUGGCUUUCUAUUCCCAUUCGAUUUAUGACCUCUGGUUCUUGAGUGGAGAGCUAGUAUACACCCUCCUCUUCCCCCAGUUGUGCUGUGCUCUGUUUCUUCCCAGCACCAACACCUACGGCUCCGGGGUUGGGUUCUUCCUUGGCUUUCUUCUACGGCUAUUGGCAGGAGAACCAUCCUUGAAGAUCUCCCCUGUGAUCUGUUACCCGGGAUGCUCGGUGGUAGAAGGUGUCUCCGUCCAGCUCUUUCCAUUCAAGAUGGUCACCAUGCUGAUCACGCUACUUACCAUCUUCUCCACUUCCCAUCUGGCCAGAUUUAUGUUCAAGAGCGGAAUCCUUCCUGCUGAAUGGGACGUCUGCCAAGUUAUUGUGGAUGACGCCGUGCCCGUUCCCUUCUCCUGGGGAGAAAGGCAGAUGGAUGUGCGAAAAGAUCCAGAAUUGAGAGCAAGCAGAGGAAAGCGGUUAUGAAAGAUAUUUGACGGUAUCAUUCUUCCGUUACCACCGAUUGUUGGGAAGCUCCUUUGAGCGGUAGGAAGAAAAUAUCCAUCUGGUUCAGUUCCAAGCUGGAAACAUGGAGGCUGAUUGGAAAGAUGGUUUAUUGAUGAAGCAGAACCACCUGUGAUUCUGGGCAGCUGACAAAAUGGAGUUGAGAGUGUGGGGGAAUUAUAUCUUCUUUGGGCUUUGUAUUUGAACUUCCUGUUCCUGUGCAAGAACAUGCCCUUUAAUAUUCUUUUGGCUAGUGUCAGAUUCCUAUGGGGUCAUGUAGGGGUCAUAGCUGGCUCUAUAGGCAAAAGAGGAAAUGCAAAUCCUAGGUGCUUGUCUGAGCUAAGUUUGGUUGAAGUUUGGACUGCUCUGAAAGGGUGUUGGGCAAUUCUAUUGUGGCUUAAUGGCUUUUGCCCUGUGUUGGAUCUUGAGUGAGGGCUAAUCCUGUCUUGAAUGGAUUACCAAAUCUACAUUUCUAAAAGCUGCCUCUUCAGUGUCUGCUGGAGCUAUUAAGAGAGGCUGAGUCGGUUUCCGGCCUCAAAAUAAGAAAAAACGUUUCUCCAUUUUUCAUUAGGGAAAUAUAAUAUUCUGUCUUUUUAAUAUUCCUCAAAAUAUUUCAUUCUUCCAGGGGAGAGGUAGGUGCUAACUUUCUACAGAGCAAUGAAAAAAAGUUGGCAGAUAGGUCAGAAUUCAAAAUCACAGCAGUGUCUUUACAUUAUAGCAGCUGAAACACUUUUGCAAGUACUUCUGAUUGUAUAGCUGAGCUCUUUAUACGCCAAGAACAUUAAUUUAGAUGUAGUUAUGGAAGUGCUGCUUGCUGUUUUGUUUUGUUUUUUUGAAUAUUUAUUUUACUUAAUAUUUCAAUUCUGAGGCUACCUGACUCCAUAGUGAUUCUGGCAGUGAUUGUCUUACAAUUAAAAAUUUAAAAGGAAUGCAUGAGGAAACCACAGAGAAUGUUACUCUCCUUUGAUCCUUGCAGGGAAAUCAUACAGAAAUAGCAAUACUGGUUACAUAGCACAUUUAACAAGCCAUUCUAUGGUCUUUGUUGUUAUAGUCCAGAGUCCAGACCCUACUUUAUACUUCCCAACAAUUAGAAACUAUAUAUUGGGCAGCAAAGAUCUUUAUAUCAACCUAAUCAUCAAAACCAUCCUUACAUUUUUAAUAAAUCCAUUGAAAAAGUACAACUUGCCAUAAAAAUGUUCCCAUGUAUAGUGUGCUAGAUUUCCGGGUUGCUCCAUUCCAUUAGGAUUUUGUGUUACACUUGUAUAACUAUAACAGCGUUCCACAACCGUAGCAGCUUGAGGAUAUGUUGACUUCAAUUCCCAGAACUCCUCAGCCAACAUGUCUGGCUGGGGAAUUCUGGGAAUUGAAGUUCACACAUCUUCAAGUUGCCAAGGAACGUUAUUAAAAAUGUAAGGAUGGUUUUGAUGACUGGGUUGAUACAAAGAUCUUUGCUGCAGGUCCCCGGGUUUUAUGUCCUCUCUGGCUUUGAACUUCCUGGGCCCCCGAAAGAGUAUCCUGAUUGGUUGUCAGACUCCCAGGGGGUGGGGGUCUUAGCUAGCCUUGCUGGCUGAUGUAAUCUUCCCAGGUGCCAUGUGGUGAGUUUCUGUUGCUAGAUGGGUCCUAUUGUGUUGUAGAUGGUCCAUUGACAAAGAUUGAGUUUCUGCCUCUGGUCCAUUGACAAAGGGUGGGUGGGGGGCAGGAAGAUGGGAGCUGCUUCGUCUUUAAAACAUGCUUCUCCAUUUCUCAUCCAGGGAAACAUAAUAUUCUGCCUUUUUAAUAUUUCCCAAAAUAUUUCAUUCCUCUAGGAAAGGGUGGGUGCUAACUUCCUACACUUUCUCAUAUUGUUUCGGAUCUGCCCAUAUCCCUGAAGUACAAGUACCAUUGUAGGAAAUUAGCACCCACCCCUCUCCUAGAAGAAUGAAAUAUUCUAGGAAAUAUUAAAAAGGCAGAAUAUUAUAUUUCCCUGGAUGAGAAAUGGAGAAACAUGUUUUUUUAGGCAGGAAGCAGACUCACUCUUAAUAGCCCCCACCCUCCUCAAUAGCCCACAGCAGAUGUCAGCACUUAAGAGAUAAAGAGAUAGCUAGGUCUAUUCAUAAGCAAAUACCAACACCCAAGAUCCAACAAAGGUAGGAUUAGCCCUUUACCCAUCUAGCAACAGAACUCACCACAUGGCACCUGGGGAGAUUGCAUCACCCAGCAAGAUUCAACCAAGCCUGGGACUCAAAUACAACUUACAAAGUUACCCCUGCAUGGCCCCAUGUGAGUCUGACAACCAAUCAGAAUACAAGCUCAAAUUCAAAGCCCAACAGAGGGUAUACAUCUCUCUCUCUCUCUCUCUCUCUCUCUCUCUCUCUCUCUCACCCAUGUGCUUUUUUGCCGAGGACCUCAAAACCAUGUGGUCCUGCCCACCAUUGAACAAUAUUUUCAAGCAGCCUCCAUAUUUUCAGUGUCUUUCUCCCCACUUGGAACCGAACCCAGAUGGACAUGUCUUCCAACACCGUUUUGUCAAUGUACAUUUCUCCUUCCUUCAAGAGCAGACAUUUUUAUGAUGGAACCUUCAGCAUUUUCUCAAGGUUUCAAAUCUGCCAUGACACCCCCCCCCGCCAAAAAAAUAUUCAAAUUGGAUAUUCUGCUUUCAUUGUCAUUCCAGAUAGAAAAUUUAACAACAACCACUCACCCUCUCAAUUUCCAAUGUAACUUUCUGGAUGCAUCCUUUUUUUACUUACAACUGGUAGAGAAUAUCCAUCCAUAUCCUUACAAUAAUGAGAAGCGCAUUGAUCUGCCAUGCUGUUCUUCAAAAUAAUAUACCAACUUGGAGUCUUUACUUUAAUGCUUAUAAGCCUCACGGCUGACAUCAGGGAGACCAUGCAUUUUAUACGUCUGUUCUGAGCAACCCAUCAAAGUAACCUGUACAUAUAAAUGUUACGUUUCAGCAGCCUACAUUUUGUGGUUCAACAUGGAUAUGUGUGUCUAAGAAUGAUCUUCUACAAGAAUCUUCUGACAAAGCACAAUAUGAAAAAAAAAAUCCUUCUGCCAACUAUGUGAAAGGCAGACAGUUUAAAGUAAGGUAAAGGUUCCCCUCGCACAUAUGUGCUAGUCGUUCCUGACUCUAGGGGCCGGUGCUCAUCUCCGUUUCAAAGCCGAAGAGCCAGCGCUGUCCGAAGACGUCUCUGUGGUCAUGUGGCUGGCAUGACUAAACACCAAAGGUGCACGGAACUCUGUUACCUUCCCACCAAAGGUGGUCCCUAUUUUUCUACUUUUCAUUUUUAACGUGCUUUCGAACUGCUACGUUGGUAGAAGCUGGGACAAGUAACGGGAGCUCACCCCAUUACGCGGCACUAGGGAUUUGAAUCGCUGAACUGCCAACCUUUCUAUUGACAAGCUCAGCAUCUUAGCCACUGAGCCACUGCGUCCCUUUUAGACAGUUUACUGUUAGUCUAAUAAAAUAGUCUCAAACAGUAAACUGCAGACAGUUUACUGUUAGUCUAGUAAAAUAGUCUGAAAGCCAGAUAUUGUGUUAAUAAGAAGAUGGAAACUGCCAUCUUUGGGUAAAUUUCUAAUACGCCAUGUGGCAGAUAAGAGCUUUUUGGCUCCUGUUAGUCUGAUGCUCUUUUCUAAGUAUAUUCUUAAUUCUAUUAUUAAUGAUUUCGGAUCCCCAGAGAAAUUUUAAAACCUCACAGGAUACAAAGGUGGGAGGAAAACUGAGCUGCUGAUACCUAAAGAGGGGAGAUAUAGAAGAAUUGGAAAUACAGUUCCUAUUUUUGUUUAAUUCUGUGUAACCAAACUAAAAUAAUAAUAUAACACAGGAAAUAUGAAAAAAUAUAAAAAAUAUGUAUACUGGAUUAAAGCACACAUUCUUUCACAAUUAAUAAAAGACUCUUACUGUCAAUAUUCCUACGGCAGGAACUUUAAUAAAAUCAAUUAUAAAUUAAUAAAAGA
Molecule: messenger RNA, 6501 nt
Organism: Pantherophis guttatus
Lineage: Eukaryota; Metazoa; Chordata; Lepidosauria; Squamata; Colubridae
Product: high-affinity choline transporter 1-like
Biological process (GO): choline transport; acetylcholine biosynthetic process; transmembrane transport
Cellular component (GO): plasma membrane
Molecular function (GO): choline:sodium symporter activity
Source: RefSeq, a predicted model, not a curated record